Molecule: messenger RNA, 1290 nt
Organism: Brassica oleracea var. oleracea
Lineage: Eukaryota; Viridiplantae; Streptophyta; Magnoliopsida; Brassicales; Brassicaceae
Product: transcription factor MYB34-like
Exons: 3
Coding region: 278-1159 (293 amino acids)
Source: RefSeq, a predicted model, not a curated record
UACGGUUGUUCUUGUUUUAGAAAUCCGAUAUAUAAUGAUAACAGGUUCACGUGUUCCUCGUCAAAAAAGUGUCUCAGUGAGUACAAUUUUCAGGUGUCUUUUGGUUUUGAUCAGACGAUCUAUUAAAUUCUCCUAAUCAACCUCUUCAAUUUCUUUUCUUCUUAAUUUUACUAAAGAAAACAGUGUGUUAAAGAGUACUUCUUCCUUUGAUAGGAUCUAGCUGGGGUUUCACUUAGUUUUCAUACUAAUAAUAAAUAAAUAAAAUCAAGAAUCAGAGAUGGUGAGAACACCAUGUUGCAAAGAAGAAGGAAUAAAGAAAGGAGCCUGGACUCCUGAAGAAGAUCAAAAGCUUAUUGCUUAUAUUCAACGACAUGGUGAAGGUGGAUGGCGUACUCUCCCGGAAAAAGCUGGAUUGAAGAGAUGUGGGAAGAGUUGUAGACUUAGAUGGGCUAAUUAUCUAAGACCCGAUAUCAAGAGAGGAGAGUUUACUACUGAAGAAGACGACACUAUUAUCAAACUUCAUGCUCUUAAGGGUAACAAGUGGGCCGCAAUAGCAACUUAUUUGGCUGGACGAACUGACAACGAGAUUAAAAAUUAUUGGAACACAAAUCUUAAAAAGCGUUUAAAGCAAAAAGGUAUCGAUCCAACCACUCACAAACCGAUCAAUUCAACCGAUCAAACCGGUAUCGGACCAAAAAACCUUAAGCGCAGUUCUUCCGGUUCAGCACGGGUUCUUAACCGCGUCGCAAGCAAAUACGCGGUCGACUUAAAUCGGGAUCUUGUAACCGGAAUCAUCAUAGGAAACUCCACAAUCAUCACACAAAACUCCGAGGUUGAGAACUCGACCACCAUACUGCUCAACAAAAUGUCGACAUCUUCGGGUUUCUCCGACAACUGUUCUUUCUCUGAUGGUUUCCCCGAGUUCUUUAGCAACCAAGAGAUCUCCGACAUGUCUAUGAGUGACGAUCAUGUUGGCCUUAUGGAAGAGUUAAAGGGUAUGUUAAGCUACGACAAUGCCGUCCCCGGAGAGAUUAAGGGUUCGCCGGAGGCUAAUAUAGCUGAUGAAAUGGAGUUUCUUGAUUCUUGGAACGUAGAAGACGAUCUGGACUUGGAGAAGUUUGUGAGUUCGUUGGAUUCCAGCAUUGGUGUCUUUGUUUGAUCCUGAGUCGAGAGGAAAAUCAAUUACACGUUGGUUUUCUCUUUGAUCGUGUGAACUAUGAUGGACUGGUGUAUCGCCAAGUGGCGGGAAUAAUGAGCUGUAGUAACAAGUUAAUAAUGAAAUAAAUAUUU